AUGACCCGAGCCAACUUUCGGACAGUGCCAGAUGAGUAUGUGAUCACAGUCACAGGCCAGAUCCGAGGCAAGGAGGUGAUGGAUCAAGACUUCCUGAGUUCCCUGGACACUCUGCAGUUCACGACUGCAGUCCAAAGAUUUCAGACAGAUGGCUCAUACGUGAUGGAGGUUUUUGGCGCUAGUCCCCUUUUGACUGCCCAGCUCCACGUAAUCCGCAAGAAGUCCUUCUCUCCACACGUUUGUGCUCAAGACUACCGCAAGUGCCGCUUUGUGGAUUUCUUUCUCGGAGGCGAUGACACCGAUGACUCCCAGAGCAUCUUCGGCUACUCCUUCGACUUGAACGGUCACGUGGUGAAGUCAAGCGUCGUUCAGGGCUGGUGGGAUGUCGAGGAUGCAUUUGGCCCUCGGUUUUUUGGAACACACUUCCCACCCCAAGUGGCAAAUGCUCGCUCAUGGCAGUUUGAGCUGUGCGUGAAAGGCUACAACUUAACCGCCCUGAUCAACCUCUACCGCGCGAGUUAUCAAGGCUGGGCCGAAGACCAGCGCCUCGGUCACUCAGCAACCUUCCGACGCGGCCGCUGCCUCUCCGGAGAUUCCUCAGAGUGCUGGACUUGGAUCAACCUUGACAUCCUGGGACAGUAUCACGAGGCUGUCCUACUGUGGAACCAUGUCGUAGGUCUCUUCAACAACAUGGAGACCUACGUACACCAUGGCAAAGAGCGUUUGGGAGAAGGGCCCGCAAAGGAGGUGCUUCACCUUUGA
Messenger RNA from Symbiodinium natans, 762 nucleotides. Lineage: Eukaryota; Dinophyceae; Suessiales; Symbiodiniaceae. The record is from the annotation of a GenBank genome assembly.